AUGGCAACAACAAAUUCGACAGGAGGUGGAAUGCAAACAAAAACAAUUCAAGAAGAACUUUGUUCCCUCUCUUUGGAAAGAGGAUCACAACAACACUUAUUCUAUCUAUUGGUAGUCAACAUUUUCCUCUCUAUUGGCGCAGUUCUUGGGAAUUCUCUUAUCCUUGUUGCCUUUCGCAAAGAAUCCUCCCUUCAUCCGCCCUCCAAACUCCUUUAUCGUUGUCUGGCGACAACUGAUUUAAUGGUUGGUGUUGUUAGCCAGCCUCUCGCUUCUACUUAUUAUAUGUCCAUAGUUUACGAACACUGGAGUAUUUGUCGAUACGCAAGGUACGCAGCCUUCAUGACAAGCUAUGCAUUAUGUGGAGUAUCCUUGUCGACGAUGAUGGCCAUAAGCGUGGACAGACUUCUCGCCCUGCUGUUGGGGCUGAGAUACAGACAAAUUGUUACUCUGAAGCGUACAUUUUUCUGUGUGGGUAUAUUUUGGGUAGUAUCUUCCGUCCCUACUUCAUCUUUCAUUUUAGAUGACCGUAUCGCGCUUUGGUAUAGCUCUCUAGGUGUACCAUUUUGCUUGGUUAUCUCCAUUGUCUCGUACACAAAGAUUUUCCACUCUCUCAGUCGUCAUCAGGCUCAAGUAAAAAAUCAACAACAGCCGAGCCCACCGAAUGCACUGAACAUUGCGCGAUAUAGAAAGGCAGUACAUAGUGCACUUUGGGUACAGUUAGCACUGGUUGUUUGUUAUUUGCCAUUUGUUAUAGUGGAUAUUGUCAUCAGCCAUAGUAAAACACAUUCAUCCCAUUUAACCAUCACUAGGGAAAUAUCAUUUUCCUUGAUUUACUUUAACUCGACGUUAAAUCCGUUUCUUUACUGUUGGAAGAUUAGCGAAGUGAGACAAUCAGUAAAGCAGACAAUCAGACAAGCACUUUACUGUUCUUGGAUGAAUUCAUGGAUGAAUUAA
Molecule: messenger RNA, 954 nt
Organism: Pocillopora verrucosa
Lineage: Eukaryota; Metazoa; Cnidaria; Anthozoa; Scleractinia; Pocilloporidae
Product: adenosine receptor A2a-like
Biological process (GO): G protein-coupled receptor signaling pathway
Cellular component (GO): membrane
Molecular function (GO): G protein-coupled receptor activity
Source: RefSeq, a predicted model, not a curated record